GAAAAGCAAACAUUGGUGGCAGCGCUGCAAAGGAAGCUGAGCUCUUGAAGCGUCAGUACAACGUUGAAAUAUAUUGCGUCGGAAUCACAGGUACAUUGCAGAAGGAUGCAUUGGAGAGACUCGCCUCCAAUCCUAUCGGCGAACACCUGUUUAUUCUACGCGAUUUCGACGCUCUCAAAUGGCUCGCUGAGAAACUCACAAAUGGCACCAUAGACUAUGGCGAAUGCGGAAUUAGCUACAGCCAUAACAUCACAAGCGGUUUUUAUUAUGACGACUCAGCGGCCAAGGGACGAAUCCUUCACGGGGAUAAAGUAGUGACAACUUGGCCUUGGAUGGUCGAGUUAAGACUGAAAGACCAGACUGACAAGGUUGCCUGUGGAGCUACCAUUAUAGGCAAGAAAUGGCUCUUGACAGCGGCCCACUGCUUGCACCCUAAAGCGAAUCCCCAAAAGCAUUUCCAGCCUGCUGACUUGAGGAUACGAGCAGGACUCAUCAACAGAAAGAAUUCUUCGGUGGCAAAAGAGCUCUUCGUUCAGGCUAUCGUGCGGCACGAGCAUUAUAAUUCAUCGACGUACCACAACGAUAUUGCCCUGCUCCAGCUAAAAGAUGAGAUCAAAUUCGAAGCCACAAUACGACCCAUCUGUCUACCACCAGCCAAAGGAAAACUGGAGAAAGAUUCCGACUUCUACAAGCCUAGGAAAGAAGCUUUUGUUAUCGGCUGGGGAGUAGAAAAUCCCGGAUCAUCUGCGUCCGCAGAACAAUUGAUGCAACUGAAAAUGUCUAUUGGUAGGGAAGAAGACUGCCGGAAGAAGGACAGCGAAAACUACGACCCUAAUUUAAUGAUGUGCUCGAAAGCCAAAGUUGGGGACACCUGCAGUGGUGACAGCGGUGGACCAUUAAUGCAGGGAGUUCAUCGCGAAGAAAACGUAUGGACCCAGGUCGGUAUUGUAAGCUGGGGUAAAGGAACAUGUAGCAACAACACGUACUCCUUUUUCACCGACGUUUCCUACUACGUGGAUUGGAUCGAUCGUCAGAUGAAGAGAGCAGUGCCAGUUGUGGCUCAAGCAGUGCUCAACGCCAGCACACCAUCACCAGCGGAAAUUCGUCCAUAGAUGUUAUCAGUGUGUGAAAUAAUAAAUGGAACAGUCAGGUGCUGGAGGGCUACAUAGAUGUUCUUUCCUUUCUGCAGGCAU
Messenger RNA from Dermacentor silvarum, 1193 nucleotides. RefSeq names its product chymotrypsinogen A-like. Gene Ontology annotation, molecular function: serine-type endopeptidase activity. The coding region runs from base 333 to 1112 and encodes 259 amino acids. NCBI's taxonomy places the organism in Eukaryota, Metazoa, Arthropoda, Arachnida, Ixodida, Ixodidae. Gene Ontology annotation, biological process: proteolysis. The transcript is spliced from 8 exons. The record is from RefSeq and is a predicted model, not a curated record.